Molecule: messenger RNA, 1936 nt
Organism: Anastrepha obliqua
Lineage: Eukaryota; Metazoa; Arthropoda; Insecta; Diptera; Tephritidae
Product: zinc finger protein 112-like
Exons: 4
Coding region: 130-1794 (554 amino acids)
Biological process (GO): regulation of transcription by RNA polymerase II
Cellular component (GO): nucleus
Molecular function (GO): RNA polymerase II cis-regulatory region sequence-specific DNA binding; DNA-binding transcription factor activity; zinc ion binding
Source: RefSeq, a predicted model, not a curated record
AUAGAAAAUCAAAGACGGCAACACUGACAGUUCUUUAAGUGAUUCCUAAACGUGACUUAUAUUAUUUAUUCUGAUAAACUGUAAAUAGAGAUUGAUGUGGAAUUUUGUCUGAUCUGGAAUACCUUCGAGAUGUCCAGAAGCGGUUACUCAAAUGAUGAUUGGAAGUCUUGGUGUCGCCUCUGUGCUAAAGAGGAUACACAAAAUAUUGAUGUAUUAUCGGGAGAGAAUAUAACACUAACGCCCGCAAUCUCUUCUAGAAAGCACAGCAAAUUUCUUGCCAUCAUAGAGGAAUUCUUUCAAGUUUACAUUGAACAAAAUGACGAUCUUCCCCAUUUGCUUUGUGUACAAUGUUUAUCAUUGGUUUCAGCCUUGGUUAAAUUUUCGGAGCGUGUAAAAACUGUGCAAGAUAUGUACGAUGCUAUUCAAUAUGCAGACCGAAAAACAUUGGAUUUGAGAGGGAUUCGAGAAAAAUUUAAUGUGUUCGAGGACGAAUUAUUUAUGUUUAAUCUCUCGGAAACAAAAUCAACUGUUGAAAAUGUAUUAGAUGAGGAUAUAAAUGUGCUAAGAUCAUUAGAUGAUAUUGUGAAAAGUGAAAUAAUGUCGGAUGAAGUACAAAGUGGAGUACUUUGCAAUGAGAUUGAAUGCAGGAAUGAAUUUCAAGAUCCUUUUGUUGAUGUAGUUGAAAACAUUGGCAGCGAAGUAGAAAGCGUUAUUUCUACAAACAGCAGUAAACCAGACAUUUAUAUUAAGGUAGAUGAAGACGAGACGAUGGAUAACCUUAAUGAACAACACAUUUCUUACAACAACAGAUUACUUAGCUCUAAGGAAGAAUCAACGGAAGACGAAUACUUCUGUGCCGACUGUUCGAGUCAGUUCCAACGCCUGAGCAAUUAUCGUACACAUUUGAAGAAAAAACAUGGAAGAGAUUUGGAACCCGUGAAAUGUCCUGAAUGUCCUAAAUCCUUCGUGGGUAAACAGAAACUAGAUCUCCAUAUAAAAUCACAUCGGCCACUGUCGGAGAGGUGUAUAUUUCCAUGCCCAGAAUGUGACCAAAAAUUUCAACACAAAGCUUCUGUGUCCACACAUAUAAAGCAUGUGCACGAAGAUAUUCGCCCAUUUAUUUGUGAAGAAUGUGGAGAAGGUGCCCGAACAAAAGCUAGACUACGGAUGCAUAUGCUCGUACACAGCGACCUUGCGCCUUUUAAAUGUGAUGUAUGUGAGAAAGCUUUUAAAGAUAAGAAGCAUCUAAAGAAUCAUAUGGAGAUACAUAGUUCCAGUAAAUACACCUGUAGUGAUUGUGGCUUGCAGCUAAACUCACGCGUAACCUUACGUCAACAUAUGAUUGUACAUUCUGAUAUUACCCCCCACAAAUGUGAUUAUUGUGGGAGUGCUUUCAAACGUGCUAAGAGUCUGAAGAGUCAUUUAAUACUCCACAGCGGUCUCAGGCCAUAUCCUUGUGAAUUCUGUGAAAAGACGUUUACUAGUAGAACGAGUAGUCGUUCUCACAUGAAAAGAAUACAUCCUGAUCAAUUCGCUGCUUUAGAGGCUUCUGGUGAAAAAGCUUACACGAAAGAUGUACCAAAGUUGGCCGUAUUAAAGACAGUAAUGCAAUCAACAGAACUCGAUCUUAAACCAGUUGUUCAAAAACGACGCGCUAAUUUUCCAUUGGAUAAAAAACCAAAGACUCACUUGAUUGAGGCACCAACCGGUGCUACCACAACAGCCGUUAAGAAUAGAUGCUUCGGAAAAAAAGAAGGUGCCAACUUAUCAACGAGGAGUGGCAUUCCAUCGUGAUUGGCGUUACAGAAACAUUUUCUUCUAAUUUGCGAUGCACAUUUUUUACUUGGUUGUUACAGCCUAAAUUGGAUGCAUGUAGACCGAGUCAAAGCAUUAUUAUAAGAGAUGAAAUAAAUUAAAUUAUUAAGGAACAUUUAAA